CGCUGUGACGCAGCCCAGAGUCCUGGCUGGAGGGCUGCUUCAUGCUUCCCACUGGCAUUCAAGCUUAUGCGCUUCAUGCUGCCACUGCACCCUCCCCCGUGACUGUUGUCCCGUUACUUGGGGUCCAUCAGGGCUCCCCAGGUGAACACAAGGAUCCCACCCAUCCAGUCGGAGCAAGGGGGAUGACUGAAAGAAGUUGUGUGAUCCAGAAAAUCAGGCGGUACUGACGGUGCUGUUCCAAGAGGCGCAGUCCUUCAAAACAAUAUGAUGUCUGCAAUAGAGACUGGUGCCCCUGUGUACCAACCUGCACAGUUGCUCAACUGGGUCUAUAUGUCCUUGCAAGACACUCAGAGCAGCACUUUUGAUGCGUUCAAAGCCGAGUCGGACAGUUCUCCUCAGGACAUCAACAUCUCCAAGCGCAGCGCAGCUGAUCUGAGCGCCAACUAUCUCAACAACUUCAUCCAUCUGAGGAGUGAGGCCUUGAACAACAAUUUCUACAAGAGCUCCUCACCCUACGGGUCCCUAAACAAUAUCGUGGACGGCCUGAGCUCUCUGGCGGACCACUUUUCUGACCUCUCCCUGUCCCCUGAGACACGCAAACCCAGCAAAAGGCCACCGCCCAACUACCUGUGCCACCUUUGCUUCAACAAAGGCCACUACAUCAAAGAUUGCCCUCAGGCUCGGCCCAAAGGUGAAGGCCUGACCCCAUAUCAGGGAAAGAAGAGGUGUUUCGGUGAAUAUAAAUGCCCUAAAUGCAAGAGGAAGUGGAUGAGCGGGAACUCCUGGGCCAACAUGGGACAAGAAUGUAUCAAGUGCCACAUCAACGUUUACCCUCAUAAGCAGAGACCUCUGGAGAAACCAGACGGGUUAGAUGUAUCAGACCAGAGCAAAGAGCAUCCACAACACCUGUGUGAAAAAUGCAAAGUCCUCGGCUACUACUGCCGCCGCGUGCAAUAACACACUCUACUCGCCUCACGUACCCCUCCAAAGUUUUAUCAAAGUAUUUGAAUGACUAAAACGACGUGAUUAACUUUAUUGUACUGUACUGCAUCUAACGGUUCAUUGUCAUGACAUAUUCUCUGUGACACUGUGACUCUCGUUUUUCUCCAGUCUCUUUCAGUGGAGACGAGUAUUUUGCAUUUGCUGGGUUCUUGUAACUUACUUAGUUAUCAUUAUGUGAAUAUUCUUAACUAUGAAUCUCACCAACUGUGAAUUAAGAAACUUUGCUCUGUGUCUGUCUUCGCUCAUGUCCAACAUGUUGGGACUAAAGUGAAGUUUCCAGAUAAAGAUUCUCCUUUACAUGUUUGUAUAUUCCAGAAAUAACUUAAAUGAAAUGUUUUCUGUAUAAAAUAUGCAACAAGUCUUUACUAAGAAGGAUAUGCACUAUUAAUGUGUAUCUGCAUUAUUAUCUGUAUUACCAGUACUGGAGGGUACAUACUUUUUGAAUAUAUUUUGUAAGCUAUUACCGUUUUUUUUAUUAUUACACUUUGUGAAGGACUAUAUUAGCCAACUAACAUUUAUUCUUAAGUAUGUGCCUGUAUUUCUGAAGACACCUUUUAGGAACGCUGUCCUUCCUAAAAGCAAUGCAAUAUGAUAGAAACAUUGUUUUCUGAAAAAUAGAAUAAAUUACAGCGGUUAUAUUUUGGCACCCAGUGCUAAGAAAGACUCAAAGUGUUUUUUUAUGGGUCAGAGGUUGUGAUGUCUCAUAAUGUAACAUGAGACAACAAAGCAGU
Messenger RNA from Etheostoma spectabile (orangethroat darter), 1733 nucleotides. Its product is annotated as zinc finger CCHC domain-containing protein 24. Bases 265 to 957 code for a protein of 230 amino acids. Gene Ontology annotation, molecular function: nucleic acid binding; zinc ion binding. The record is from RefSeq and is a predicted model, not a curated record. Lineage: Eukaryota; Metazoa; Chordata; Actinopteri; Perciformes; Percidae. The transcript has 4 exons.